Molecule: messenger RNA, 408 nt
Organism: Protopolystoma xenopodis
Lineage: Eukaryota; Metazoa; Platyhelminthes; Monogenea; Polystomatidea; Polystomatidae
Source: the annotation of a GenBank genome assembly
AUGUCCAGAGCCUUGAAGACCACACUUGCCCCACAACAUGCGCCUCUUGCUCCAGCCACCUUCAUAGAACUGGUAGGGCCUCCUCUUUUUUUGGAGGCUUUCUCAACAUUCAAAUAUGCUGGAGCCAUGGCGACAGUCAAGCAUGCAUGUGCCCGUUACCCAGCUUCCGUGAAGCCGGUCUUCAUCGAACUAUGCCUCGCAACUCACAUCGAGUACACCGUUUGCGCAUGGCAUCAGUGUUGUUCUUCAACAGCGCUAACGUGUAAAAUAGAUCUUAUUGUACACCACGUCGGAAACGUACUUUGGGCAAUAUCGGCAAAAUGGGAAAAAGUAAACAAUUUGUAUGGUUGGUGUGCUCAUGCAGCCAACUGGGCCAUCAGAAACGAACAAAGCCUUAAGCAUGAAUAA